This is a messenger RNA of Aspergillus saccharolyticus JOP 1030-1, 876 nucleotides long. RefSeq names its product sterol desaturase family protein. The annotation marks the transcript as partial. The transcript is spliced from 2 exons. NCBI's taxonomy places the organism in Eukaryota, Fungi, Ascomycota, Eurotiomycetes, Eurotiales, Aspergillaceae. Gene Ontology annotation, molecular function: iron ion binding; C-4 methylsterol oxidase activity. The record is from RefSeq and is a predicted model, not a curated record. Gene Ontology annotation, biological process: ergosterol biosynthetic process.
AUGCAACCAAUCUUUGCUCUUCCAAUAUACUACCUCCUCAUUGAACCGGUGUGGGCUUUCUGCGGCACCAGCUUCAAUGUGGUCUUUUUCUACAUGACAUGGGCCACGCUAGUGCUGUCGCAUUCAGCCCUCCGUGUUGAGCUCGUGGGCACCGCCACCGUGCGGGUGUUGUGCUAUGCUCUGCCAUCGCUGCUGUUUUUCUUAUUUGACAUCCUGACCCCCUCGGCGGCCGUCCUUCUGAAGGCGCAGGGCGAAUAUGGCCUCCCUGCCGGCAACAAACGGGGCCGAAUCCGGAAAAAGGAUCUGAAGGUCGCCGGGUGGGCGCUAUUCAAUCUGACCCUGGGGAUCGUCGUGCAAGCCGCCGUGGAGCAUGCGCUGGCCAGUCAAUUUCGCAAGGUGCGCUUGGUGAAAGUGACGCUGAAGCUGCCUCUCCCGUGGACUUUGGUGCUGGACCUUUUUUGGGGGCUUCUUUUCCGCGAGAUCCUCAGCUACACCAUCCACCGCUGCAUCCUCCACACCAACAACCCGCUCGCCCGCCUCCACCGCACCUGGUACCACUCCCUGCGCGCCCCCUACCCGCUCACCGCGCACUACGACCACCCGCUCGUCUACCUCGUCGGCCGCUGGCUGCCGACCAUCCUCCCCGUCUUCCUGCGCCGCCUGCACAUGCUCUCCUACAUCGUGUACUUGGGUCUCGUGUCGCUGGAGGAAACCUUCGCCUACAGCGGAUACUCACCCAUGCCGACGGGGUUCUUCAUCGGCGGCAUGGCGCGCAACACCGAGGCCCACCUGCACAGCGCCGGCAAGGGGAACUUCGGGCCCUGGGGCGUGCUGGACUGGAUGCUGAGCACGAACGUCGAGGAGGAGUUCGAGGAA